UAACGUUGCGCACAGAUGGACGGACAGAUUAACAGACGAAAGGACAAAUGUAUGCCGAUCGUCACAUAUCUAAUUACAGAAGCUAACUCAAGUUGUUGUGUGUGUAGGAACCUGGAAGUGGCGGUGUGUUCCACUCUGUGUGAUGUUGGAGGCAUCGUGGCUCCUUUCCUGCUCUACAGACUGGCUGUCAUCUGGCUGGAGCUGCCACUCAUCAUCUUCGGGUCUCUGGCUUUCCUGGCUGGUGGUUUGGUGCUGCUGCUCCCUGAGACCAGAGGAGUGCCGCUGCCUGACACCAUCGACGACAUCGAGUUCCCAGAAAAAGUGAAGGAGAAAGCUGCACUGAAGAACCAGCAGUUGACCAACCUGCUGCUCAACGACGACGUUUCGUCCAACAAAGAUCCAGCAACUGUGUAAUCUCCCUCAGAGAAGAAAUUAUUUAUUUAUGGUGUUGAACAGUGUUGCUUUUGCAUAUAUAUUAAUUAAAUCCAUAAUUUUAGUUUUUGACUGCGUAGCCAGCUGUAUCAAAAGUUUUCUAUGUUUGUCUAAGAGCCUUUUCUUGAAGAAUUUUCUGUUUCGAUUAACUUGAUAUGUUUCCCGUUAUGGAAUUGCAUUAUUAAAUUAUUAAAGAGUUCUCUUUUAACACAA
Molecule: messenger RNA, 645 nt
Organism: Acanthochromis polyacanthus (spiny chromis)
Lineage: Eukaryota; Metazoa; Chordata; Actinopteri; Pomacentridae
Product: solute carrier family 22 member 3-like
Exons: 3
Coding region: 16-414 (132 amino acids)
Source: RefSeq, a predicted model, not a curated record